ACAUCGCUAGACAGAUUGCAACUGUACAGUGAAGAACGAUACAUCUGUACGCAUUUGAUAUGUUGUAACGAGUUGCAACGGUAUAUAUUCUAAAUUAGAGAAUUUCUACAAUACUGUAUUUUAAGCACGGUGAAAUAAAAAAAACACACAUUCGGACCAAAAUUAUAAAGUGUUGAACUGUUGUAUUAAUACGACACAUUAAGUACCUAUCAGGAAAUUUGAUACGCUACGAUGUUAUUCACAAAACUGACGUUUCUACUUACGGUUUUACUUUUUGGCACUUACGGACUCGCAGCGCCGAAGCAUGAUAAAGUUGUCGUUUGUUACGUCGCAUCAUGGGCAACUUAUAGACCGUCUUAUGGCGCGUUCUCUGUAGAAAAUCUGCGCCCAGAACACUGUACUCACUUAGUUUAUUCAUUUGCUGGCUUAGACACUGCAACUUGGAGCAUCAAAAGUACCGACCCAUGGACAGAUAUAGAGAAAGAUGGAAUAGGCAACUACAGGAAAAUGACAGCUCUCCGACAACAAUAUCCACAUCUCAAAGUAACACUCGGUAUCGGUGGGUGGAACGAAGGCGGCGUAGGUUACUCGGCACUCGCUUCGUCACCGGAUCGUAGAAAAAUUUUUGUCGCCAGCACUAUCCAAUUUCUUAAAUUGUACGGAUUCGACGGACUGGACUUCGUUUGGAUGUAUCCCGGUAGUGGUGGAACUGGUUUGAACGACAAGGAGAAUUUUGUUAGCCUCUUGAAGGAGCUGCACGAAGCCUAUAAGACACCUGGUCUUUCGCUGACGGUAGCUAUAAGUGCGAUGAAGGAAACUAUUAAUCUAGGAUACAAUAUAGCCGAAAUUUCCAAAAACGUUGAUUAUAUUCACGUAAUGUCGUUUGAUUAUCACGGUUCGUGGAACCAGAAAGUUCUUCCACAUGCACCACUCCAAGCUAAAGACGGAUUGAGUGUGGAAGAUACUAUUACGUACUUAAUGCAGAUAGGAGCUCCAGCCGAAAAAUUAGUCUUGGCGGUGCCAAUGUACGGAAGAACUUACGUUCUGAUAACGCCACCAGAAAAUCCAGACGUUAAUCCAAUUGGUUUGAUGGCUCUGCCAAUUGGAUUUAGAGGACCUUACACCGCCCAAGACGGCUUCAUGGGAUAUAACGAGAUCUGUGAGGCACAAAUAGGAAAUCCAAGCGAUUGGACAACUGGAUUUGAUACAGACUCUAGCUCGGCUUAUACAAUUAAUAAGGAUCAUGUUAUCGUUUAUGACGAUAUCAAAUCUAUAGAAGCUAAGAUGAAAUACAUAAAGGAAAAGAACUUGGCGGGUGUUAAAAUAUGGAGCAUCGACACAGACGACUUCCGCGGCAGAUGCGGUGAGGCCGCAUACCCGCUUAUGAUGGCCGUCAAUGCAGCUCUGGAGGCAUCUGUGUAAUUCUUUUCUUCUUAAUUACGUUCCAAAUAAAUAUCAAAUAUCUGUAAAACUAAUUGGCAUCAAAAUUUAAUAAAUUAUUUUUAUUUUGA
Odontomachus brunneus is the source of this 1511-nucleotide messenger RNA. RefSeq names its product probable chitinase 2. Gene Ontology annotation, molecular function: chitinase activity; chitin binding. The transcript is spliced from 9 exons. NCBI's taxonomy places the organism in Eukaryota, Metazoa, Arthropoda, Insecta, Hymenoptera, Formicidae. Gene Ontology annotation, biological process: chitin catabolic process; carbohydrate metabolic process. Bases 232 to 1422 code for a protein of 396 amino acids. Gene Ontology annotation, cellular component: extracellular region. The record is from RefSeq and is a predicted model, not a curated record.